AUUAUAGCCAUGCGAGCUAUCCCUGUGCUCAGCUGCUGGGAGAGUGCAUACAUGGCUUGUGUGACAGCAACAGCGCACAGAAGCUGCAAUGAAAUGCAGUUAGCAAUACAGUUGGGAGACAGGCAGCGAGGCAGGCACUGGUCCAGCGACUGAAAUGAUCCUACCGUGAGCCAGCCUGCAGCGCCUUCAAAAGUGGCUGACUACUGCACAGGAGCUCGGCUUUCUUUGCAAUUACUCCAGUUCCCCCGAGUGACUGCAGUGUGUGCUUCGCUUCACUCUUGUUGCUUUUUGUUUGGUUUUGUUGGCACGGGGUAUUUUUUCCCUCCUGCCUCCCUCUCUCCUCCCGUGUCCUUUUCUCCAGGAUGGCGGAAGCAGAGUUGCACAAGGAGAGGCUCCAAGCCAUAGCAGAGAAAAGGAAAAGGCAGACUGAAAUAGAAGGCAAGAGACAACAGCUUGAGGACCAGAUACUUCAGCUGCAGCAUUUCAAGUCAAAAGCUCUUCGGGAAAAAUGGCUGCUGCAGGGAAUUCCUGCUGGCUCUGCCGAAGAAGAAGAAGCCAGAAGGAAGCAGUCAGAAGAGGAUGAGCUGAAGGUGAAAAAGCUGGAAGAAAAUAUACACAGGCUGGAACAAGAAAUACAGAAAUUAGAAAGUGAGGAAUCUCAAAUAUCUGCCAAAGAACAAAUCAUUUUGGAGAAACUAAAGGAGACUGAGAAGUCCUUCGACAACUUGCAAAAGACUUUCUCACACCAGGAUGGUGAUGCAGUAAAUUACAUUUGCUCCCAGAUCCCUGAACUCCCAACCCUCUAUUCACGAACAGCAGAGCCAGUUCCUGGGAGGGACGGAGCAAGCAGAGUAGCUGCUUUGUGCACCAUGGAAAUUAAUGUGGAGAAAGACAAACAGACAGGAGAGACCAAGAUUGUCUCUGCUUCACCUGUUGGCCCAGAUGAGGCCCAUCAAAGAGGAUUCAAAGUCUAUGAUGAUGGUACCAAGGUAGUCUAUGAGGUUCACUCUGGUGACACAGUGGUAGAAAAUGGAGUACAUAAAUUAAGCUCAAAGGACGUAGACGAACUUAUGCAAAAAGCUGGACAAUCAAAUGUAAAAGGAGGGUAUGAAAUAAUGACUGUGUCAGACAGAAAUGCAGUAGCUGAUGGAAACCUUAGCCAUAUGAAGGAGCAAAUGCUCUUCAAGGAGGCAAAGCUGGAAAUGGUACACAAACCAAACAAAGGGCAUGCUGUGAAUCCCCAGCACCAAGACAAACCCCGUGGUGGUGAAGUUCCAGAGGCCAGUGCAGAUCAGCCAGUGACAAUGAUAUUUAUGGGCUACCAGAGCAUUGACGAUGAAGAGGAGACGAAAAAAGUGCUGGGCUAUGAUGAAACCAUCAAAGCAGAGUUGGUUCUGAUCGAUGAAGACGACGAGAAGUCUUUGAGAGAGAAGACAGUGACAGACAUCUCCACCAUGGAUGGGAACGCCGCUGAGCUGGUCUCUGGCAGGCCCCUGUCGGACACGACAGAGCCCUCCUCUCCUGAGGGGAAGGAAGAGAGCCUGCCCUUGGAAGCUGCCCCAGGCACAAGAGAAAUGGACAUGCUUCCAAAAGACCAGCAGGGACUGUGCUCCUUUGAAAGCCCUGAAACUGAGGAGAGGACAGAGAAAUCUUCCAGAAUCCCUGAGGAUGACAUCAGGUUAAAAAAAAAUAGAGACCAAAACUGUGCCAAUUUCUUGGAGCCAGCUUCUGCGCUUGCUACAAAGGAAGAAAAAAUGGAAAUUGAAGUUCCAGUUUCUGAACAUAAAAGCAUCACCACAGUGGCUUCAACACAUCCUGUAGACAAUCCAACCCACUUCUUUUCUUCUGCUGCCAGCCACAAUGGACUUAAGGACAGGCAUGAAUCUCUGGACAGUGAAGUUGCUAAAGAGAUCAGAUAUCUAGAUGAAGUGCUGGAGGCAAACUGCUGUGAUUCUUCUGCAGAUAAUACCUUUAAUGGAACAUCCUCUCCUGAGCUAAGUGCAGUCACCAUUAUGGAUGGCUCAGGAGCAUCCAUUAAUGUCUCCAAUGAUUCAGUACCCAAUGCGAGGGAAGAAAAUGUAGGUGACAAGCAGGCACCCUUGGUUGUUAAACCACAGGAAGCUAGUACAGCAGGGGAGAACCUGAACUCUAAUGGCCAUUCUUUGAGUGCGCUGAAAGAAGACACUGGGGAAAGUCUGAAGAUGCCAGGAAGCCCCACUUCUUCGAACAGUUCUAGAAGAUCUUCUAAGGAUGGAGAAACAACUCUUACAACCCUUAAGAAGGAGGCUAAGUUUGAAUUACGAGCUUUCCAUGAGGACAAAAAGCCCGCUAAGCUCUUUGAAGAUGAGGAUGAGAAGGAAAAAUACAGGGUCCGCAAAGUGAGACCAUCAGAGGAAAUGAUGGAACUUGAAAAGGAAAGACGGGAACUCAUUAAAAGCCAGGCUGUCAAGAAAAACCCUAACAUUGCCGCCAAAUGGUGGAACCCUCCGCAGGAGAAGACCCUGGAGGAACAACUGGAUGAAGAGCAUCUGGAAUCCCACAAGAAGUACAAGGAGCGCAAGGAGAGACUGCAGCAGCAAAGUGCAACACCAGCAUCCCCCAAACAGGUCAGCUGCUCCUUUGUACCACCCGAGCCAGUGAAUAUCAAGAAAGAGGAUAUUGUCACAGAGCAAAUUGAUUUCUCAGCUGCCAGGAAGCAGUUCCAACUGAUGGAGCAUUCAGGUCCAUCUCAGGGUCAGGUCCCACCAAGGCGGUCAGGAACACCCAAAAUGUUCUCCGUCAAACCAUUCUAUAAAAGCCUCAAUCCUUCAAAUGCAGACAGGCCUCUGUCCACCAUUACAAGACCUGUUUCAAUGUAUGGACAAACAGGACAGCAUGAGGGUAAUGACAUCACUGUUGUCAAAGCACAGAAAGUCUCCUGUUCUUCAGAGGAUGAUACAAAUGCUCAGAACAACAGCGCUGACCCAGUAAGAGAGUUACCAGGUAGUGACAGCUCCAGAACUGGACAGACCUCAAAACUGUGGUCAGAGGAUGGAGAAUUCAUGAGUGCAAGAGCAGUCUUCACAGUGGUGAAGGACGAUGUACAGGGUGUGCUAGACCAGCUCCCAAAGUCAACCAGCGCCUCCUCCCCUCCUGAGGAGCUUGACUCUGGUUUGGAUGAUUUGUCUGUAAGAUCUCAGGAUACCACUGUCUUGGAGACCCUUUCCAAUGACUUCAGCAUGGAUAACAUCAGUGACAGUGGUGCCUCUAAUGAAACUAUGAGUGCCCUGCAAGAAAGCUCGUUGGCAGAUUUCUCCCUGCCACAGACCCCACAGACCGAUACUCCAGCAGAAUGCAGGGUUGAAGGCAUGUCCAAAUCAUUCAGUGACCCAGGCUGUGACUCACUGUCCUCCGCCUUGGCAGACUCUAUGCUGAUUGACAACCAGCUGGAGUACCAUGCUGGUCUGCUUGUUCAGAAUGCCAUCCAACAAGCCAUAGCCGAACAGGCAGAUAAAACAAAUGGCAAGGAAGAGAAGAUCCCAGCAGAGCAGGAUAUCUCUGCCAAAGAGCAGCCGGCCGCCACCAGGCUAUCUCCAGCCCCUAAGGAGCAGCAGAACCCAAUGUUUAAGCCACCCCAGGUGUCUUCACCUGUUCAAGAAAAAAGGGACACCAUACCAAAGACUUCAAAAGAAGACGACUCAGGACUCAGGGAAGGGAAGAGUUUGCAGCAGUCGCCUGUGUACUCUGCCAGCCAGCCAUUCCUUGUGGAGGAGAACAGGCACGAAGUCAGUUACUUCAGCAAGUAUUCAGAGGCAGCUGAGCUGAGGAGCACUGCCUCCAUCCUUGCCACGCAGGAACCUGAAGUGACCGUGGGCCCUUUCAAGUUGCGAUCAAGGAAGCAGCGGACUUUAUCAAUGAUAGAAGAAGAGAUCAGAGCUGCCCAGGAGCGAGAAGAGGAGCUGAAGAGGCAGCGGCAAGGCCUGCAGAUGGCACCGAGCCCUGUGACGAAGAGCGCACCACCCCUGCCCACCAGAACAGUGUCUUACAAAACUGCACCAGGAAAGAUAGAGAAAAUCAAGCCUCCUCCGUCCCCCACCACAGAGGGCCCUGUCUCACACUCCGACCUGCCAGCUGAGGAACCUGCAGGAGCCCAGCGACCCAAGAACCUGAUGGAGACCCUCAUGGAGGAUUACGAAACACACAAAACCAAGAGACGAGAGAGGAUGGACGACAGCAGUGUGCUGGAGGCCACCAGGGUGAACCGCAGGAAGAGCGCGCUGGCUCUGCGCUGGGAGGCCGGCAUUUACGCCAACCGGGAGGAGGAUGAGUAGCUGUGUGGCAGCACCUGCGAAACAACAACAACAACAACAACAACAACAAAGGAAAUAUACAAGAGAAAGGAGGGAAAAAAAAAAAAAAAAGGAAAAAAAAAUAAGCAGCAGCAUUUUAAUCCGAUAUUUAUUAAAUACACAACAAACUCAAUGAUGCACACAGACACAGAAACGAUCCAGCUCCCGGCAACUCUAAAACAACAGGAACAGCCCCCUCGGAAAACUCCCCCUCCUCCCACCCCCGCUUCCCCCCUUGGAAAUGGUGCCGGGGUUGCAGGGCCAGGGAACCCCAGGGUACACUGCGGGGUCCGCGCCCACAUCGGCAUCGCCCUGCAGCGUGACGACGUCACCCUCUGAUGCUGUUUCUUUGAGGGGACUGAAAGGUUCGGGAUUGGGAUUGGAGUGGGGUUGGGUUUUUUUGGAGGGGGGGUCUGCGCCCCUUAUCUAGUAAUUUAUCUGUUUAAAUGAAAAAAAAAAAAUAAACAGGGAAGCAUCUAUUGCAAAUGUACAAUCCAGCAGACUCAGUAAAUACAGCCCUUGUGUUGCAAACACAAGCCAUCACAAUUCAGGAGUGGAAUAGAUGGGGAUGAGAGCUAAGCCAAAUGGAUCACCUUAGCUUUAGGAUCCUGUAUGCUUGCAAUAUCACCUGAGCUCCAGGUUCUCAGAUCAUAUUUACCUAACAAAGUUUCUAAAUAGAAAGUCUGUAUUUAGCGGAUGACAACUAUUUUUUGAUGGUGGGGAGGGAGAAAAGAAUGGCGUGUGUGGAAAACCAAUUGAGAUGGAUAGUUUGAAGCAGAAAGGUAGUGGGGAAUGAAUACAAAUAAAGGACAUUUAAUUUUUAAAAAAGGCAAUAAUUGAACUAAGCCAGACUUUGGCCUAGGAAGAGGUAUGAGAUAGAGAGGAAAGAGAGCUACGUCUUUCACUAUAUUUAUAUGACAUAAAAAGCCUUUGAAGCAGAGUGCUUUGUGGGAGCCUUUGGGUCCCCGGGCAACAAGAAGUUGGGGGCAGGAGGGAACGAGGGGGCAGGCAGGGGGGGAAGCGUGACGUUUGCCAUCCAGCCAGAGCGUGCAGCGCUGCAAGCAGACCACAGGGCCCAUGCUUGUUGCUUUGGCCCGGGAUCAGCCGCCAGGGGUUCGUGUGCAUCUGUGUGUGCAUGGGGCGCGUGUGCGUGUGCAAGGAUACGUGUGGCGGUGUGCGUGUGUGGGUUGUUUUCUCCAAGGCUGUGUACCAGCUGUAGGGGUGAGUGCUCAUUUCUUUCUUUCUUUCUUUCUUUCUUUUUUUCUUUCUUUCCUUCUUUUUUUUUUUUUUCGUCUGAAAGGGGAUAUGAAAACAAGGCACUGAGUUAAUGCAGUAUUUGUGAUAUCAAAAUUUGACCCAACAUGGUAUUUGCAUGAGUCACAAUUGCAAAGUAUUGACCAAUUUUGUAAGCUGACAAUUAGGAGAAGAAAUGUGGUAUUUAUUCUUGUGCUUUGUAUUUGUAUGUAGUAUAGAGGCUGCGGGUUUACUCUUUUCACGCCAGCAAUACAGUAAGAGUAUUUUCAACUGGGAACCAUAAUUUCUGGACCAGAAAUGAACAAAUUUGGGAAGCAACAACAACAACAAAAAAAUGCUGAGCUUUUUUCUAUAUGAAAUGCUCUGCCUUUUUUAUAGACAAGCAGUAAUUAUUUUGACUUCUUUUUAAAAACCACGAUGCUGGUCCUCACCCACGCCUCUCCUUGGCUUCACGGCCUGCUGCGCUGCUUUGUCUCAAAGCAGCGAGCUCACUUCAAACGAGUACCAAUACUGUGAACACCCUCCUGGUGCUUUUCUUCAACCAACACAGCGCUUGCAACCAAACGAUACUACUCCCCACAAUUCCCCCCAGCAUGCCUGUGGACAUUUUGAGGCCCAUUUCCAGGGAACUGUAGCACCCAUGAGCUUUGUGAAUUGUCUCCCUCCAUGCCGUGGAGCACAAGAAGGCAUUGCUGACCUGUGAGACAAGGUGCCCUGAGCAGUGGGCCCCACAUCAGAUGAUGCUCCCCAAAACCGGGGCGCAUCUGUAUUCUCCUCCACCCAGAGGUCUGCUUUCGUCCCACACCGGCUGACAUUGGUCACCCAUCUCAAGACACCUCCUUGUGCUUUGUUGCCCCUUGGUCCUCGAAGCGCAAACCUGAUUGCCCUUAUGAGGGGCACAGUUGUGGGAAAGGAGCUUUGGGGGUGUCCACUUCCCUCCCCAUGGCAGUGGCAUGUGCCGGCCCCGGGCAGCCAAACUUUGCAGCCAGCAGUGUUCUUCUCUUCCAGAAAUUAUGGGCAUUUGUCAGCAGUGCACACUCGGUGUGGCAGUAGCACGGGUGCUGUGCAGCUCACUCGCCUCUCUGUUAUUUCAUUUGCAUGCUACCAGGCUUAGGUGUUUAUAAGUAUACGCCAGUAAUACAUACCUAUCUAUAUAUAACUAUAUCGAACGCAACCAAGGAGCACUAUUGCAGAGUUAACUUUGUCUCCACAAAAGAAGCGCUCAGAUCCUUUCCCGUGGCAAAGACUGGUUUUAAUGAAACUGUGUAUUGAGAAAUAGUUAAGCAUUAGCAUUUGUGAUUAUAAGCAGUUUGGGGUUACAGUGGAGGUUUUCUGAACAAUUUGUUUUAAAGGCUGCCAGUUUGGGCUUCAUCUCGCUCCAUACUGACAUCAUCCGAAGGAAAACAGAAAAACAUCACUUUGUUUGGCAACCGGAAGGCGGCAUCCUUGUCAUGACUCAUCGAACAGCUUCAACAGUACCUGGCUUUCUGUAUGUUAACCACUUCAAUGUUAUCCUGCUUCUGUUUUAUAGUGACUGUGAGGCCUACAAUGCAAGUAUAUAAUUAUUUUCUCAUUAAAA
Molecule: messenger RNA, 7161 nt
Organism: Numida meleagris (helmeted guineafowl)
Lineage: Eukaryota; Metazoa; Chordata; Aves; Galliformes; Numididae
Product: A-kinase anchor protein 2-like
Exons: 11
Coding region: 363-4310 (1315 amino acids)
Biological process (GO): regulation of cell shape
Cellular component (GO): membrane
Source: RefSeq, a predicted model, not a curated record